CCGUCACCAAACUAAUUGGAUGCGCAAAGUGCUGGAAGGGUACCAGACAAAGAAACGGUUUCACAAACCCUAGCAGAGGUUCCACUGCACUUGAGGCAGACUUUCUUCUAUUGCUUCAUUCUUUAAUAAUUACACAACUUUUUAUUAUUACGGUUACCAUUUCAAUUACAUUCUUAUUAUCAUUUUAUUUCUAUCCCACAAAUAUUGCCCAAAUAUUUGUGAUGUGUCUAACUAAAAAGUAAAAAAUUGAGAAGUGAAUAGAAGUGUGCUUUAUCAAACUUGGAGUAGGAAGUCCUUUCUUAACAACGCCGAGCCGAGCCGCAGGUAGACGAGGGGAUCGAUAAAUACUCUCUUCUUGGCCUGUUUGAGUUUGACGCGCGAAGCUCCCACCAAGCUAUGCUGCUCUCCAUCUCUGCCACCACGCCACCGCUUCACCACUCGGCUUUACAAGUUUCUCAAUUCACUAAACCCAAAACCCAACAACCCAAUAUGGGUCUCUAUCUCCGGCGCCCAUUUUACACCAUCUCUCGACCAUGAACUUUCAUCGUCGAUCUCUCUCCUUUUCGUUCGCUUCUAAACCUCCAUGGUUUCACCACUUCCACGCCUACCCCCAUGAUGCCGGCACCUCCAAUGAAAUCCUCACCAUUCUCGAAACCGUCAAUCCAAUGGAACACGCUCUCGAUCGAGCUCUCCCUUAUCUUAACCCCGAAAUAGUCACUUCGGUUGUUCAACAACAGCCGAACCGGUUAUUGGGUUUCCGGUUCUACAUCUGGGCAACCAAGUGGAAGAGCCUCAGGAGCAGGGUGUCUCAGAAUCUGGUCAUGGAUAUGCUUGCCAAGGACAAUGGCAGUGGCUUUGAAUUGUAUUGGAAAACUCUUGAGCAGCUCAGAGAUUGUGGUCUACCGAUUGCUUCUCAUGCUUUUACGGUGUUGAUAAAAGGGUUUUCGAAAUUGGGCAUGGCGGAAAAGGCGGUGGAAUCGUUUGGUCGAAUGAGAGAUUUCAACUGUAAGCCUAAUGUGAUUACCUACAAUUGUAUACUUUAUAUUAUGUUGCAAAAGAAAUUUUUUUUGUUGGCGUUAGCGGUCUAUAAUGAGAUGUUGAAGUUGAAUUUUAGUCCAAAUGUGACUACUUACAACAUUUUGAUUGGUGGCUUGUUUAAAUCUAAUAAGAUUCAAGAUGCACUCAAGAUGUUUGAUGAAAUGACUCGGAGAGGCUUUAUCCCUAAUGAGAUAACUUAUACUAUUAUCAUUUCCGGCCUGUGCCAAGAAAAGAGGUUGGAUGAAGCGCGUAGCCUUUUUGAUAAGCUGAAAAGUAGUGGCUUUUAUCCUGAUUCUGUGGCUUAUAACGCUUUGCUGAAUGGAUACUGUAAAUUAGAUAGGUUUGAUGAAGCUUAUGUGUUUCUGCAGUCGUCUAACUUAGACGGAUAUGUUAUUGGGCUCAAUGGAUACAGUUGUUUAAUUGAUGGCUUGUUUCGAGCCAACAGGUAUGCUGAAGCUCGUGGCUGGUACAUGAAGAUGAUCAAGGCAGACAUUAAGCCUGACAUUGUCUUGUAUACCAUAUUGGUUCGAGGUUUAGCAGAAGAAGGGAGGGUUCAGGAUGCUUUGAACUUGUUGAAUGACAUGAGUGAGAGUGGUUUGGUGCCAGAUGCUUACUGUUAUAAUGCUGUGAUUAAAGGUUUAUGCGAUAUGGGUCUUUUAAAUAAGGCUCGGUCUCUUCAUCUUGAGAUUUCAAAUCAGGAAUGGUUCCCAAAUCCAUGCACUUCCACCAUUCUUAUUUGUGCUAUGUGCAGACAGGGGCUGGUUGAGGAGGCACAGAAAAUUUUCAAUGAAAUGGAGAAGCUUGGAUGUGCUCCUUCUAUAGUGACAUUUAAUGCGCUUAUUCAUGGACUUUGCAAGGCUGGUAAAGUUGAGGAAGCGAACAUGUUAUUUUACAAGAUGGAGAUUGGGAAAAACCCUUCAUUAUUUCUUCGUCUUUCACAAGGGGCCAAUAGAGUUCUUGAUACUGCAAGUCUUGAAACAAUGGUGGGGCAAUUGUGUGAAUCAGGACAUUUCCUUAAGGCAUACAAACUUCUCACGAAGCUAGCUGACAGUGGGGUUAUGCCAGACAUUGUGACUUACAACAGUCUAAUCAAUGGGUUUUGUAAGGCAGGAAAUAUAAAUGGAGCUCUUAAACUUUUAAAGGACAUGCAACUGAAGGGGCUUUCCCCAGAUUCUGUCACAUAUGGGACACUUAUUGAUGGACUUCAAAGGGUUGACAGAGAAGAGGAUGCCUUUGUGGUCUUUAAUCAAAUGGCCAAAACUGGUUGUAAGCCUAGCUCUGCUGUUUACAAAUCACUUAUGACUUGGUCAGCCCGGAGAGGAAAUUUUUCAUUAGCCUUUAGUCUGUGGUUGAAAUAUCAGAGCAGCCUUCCUGGAAGGGACAAGGAAUCAAUGAACGUGAUAGAAGAACAAUUUAAAAAAGGAGAACUUGAGAAGGCAAUCAAUGGUCUACUUGGAAUGGAUUUCAAUUUGGAAGAUUUUGAUUUAGCACCAUAUACCAUUUUGCUCAUCGGGUUUUGUGAAGCUGGAAGAGUGAAAGAAGCUUUGACAAUAUUUUCUAUUCUUGAGAACUAUAAGGUCAUUGUCACUCCACCAAGUUGUGUGAAGUUAAUUUAUGGCCUCUGCAAAAGUGGGACUUUGGACCUGGCAAUAAAUGUUUUCAUUUAUGCUCUAGAGAAGGGUUUUAUGUUGCCAAGAGCUUGCAACCAUCUUCUCAAGUGUCUUCUUUGUUCCCAAGAUAGAAGGAAUUUCGCCCUUGAUCUUGUUCAUAGGAUCAGUUCCUUUGGGUAUGAUCAAGAUGCUUAUCUGUUUCAGUCUACAAAGUUUCUUCUACGAAGUCACUUUAAUAACCGUGACUUAUAGAUGUGCACUCUGAAUUAAAUAUUCCUUUUACCAUCUUGUAAGAGCAAAUUUUGUAGGAACCCCUAUAAAUAUUUGGAUUUUUUUUCUUCUGCAGUUGAUUGCAGAGGCUGAGAAAAGAGAAAUAAGAAGAAAAACUGUAGGUUAGAGUUUUCCGUAGUGAAUCUUCACUCAUAUCCCUUUUAGUGAUUGUAUUGGUUGAUUGUUCAUACCCAUUAGGGAGUUUUCUUAGUUAUCUAGUGUCACAAUCAUGUUGGAUAGGCAUUAUAAUUGGAUGCGUUCCUUCGUCUCUUUAACUGUUGGAAUUGUUUUUUUUUUCUUUUGACAGUGAAAUGUAUACUAAAGGAAACCAAGUCUUUAGGUAGUGGAUUGUAAUGGAUUGGACCUUUUUAUCUUUUAAAUUUGUCUCGGGAAGAUGCCUAUUUUCAAACCAAAUGUACCCGUUUCUGUUAAAUAAUGCCAUAUACUGUUAUACUUGA
This is a messenger RNA of Humulus lupulus (European hop), 3376 nucleotides long. RefSeq names its product pentatricopeptide repeat-containing protein At1g79540. Gene Ontology annotation, molecular function: protein binding. The transcript has a single exon. NCBI's taxonomy places the organism in Eukaryota, Viridiplantae, Streptophyta, Magnoliopsida, Rosales, Cannabaceae. The record is from RefSeq and is a predicted model, not a curated record. The coding region runs from base 534 to 2900 and encodes 788 amino acids.